This is a messenger RNA of Staurois parvus, 298 nucleotides long. NCBI's taxonomy places the organism in Eukaryota, Metazoa, Chordata, Amphibia, Anura, Ranidae. The record is from the annotation of a GenBank genome assembly.
GAUAUAGUGAAUGCAGGGGGGGAGAGCAGAUAUAGUGAAUGCAGGGUCGGGGAGAGGGAUAUAGUGAAUGCGGGGUCCGGGGAGAGCGGAUAUAGUGAAUGUGGGGUCCGGGGAGAGAUGAUAUAGUGAAUGCAGGGUCCGGGGAGAGGGGAUAUAGUGAAUGCGGGGUCCGGGAGAAGCGGAUAUAGUGAAUGCGGGGUCCGGGGAGAGCGGAUAUAGUGAAUGCGGGGUCCUGGGAGAGCGGAUAUAGUGAAUGCGGGGUCCGGGGAGAGCGGAUAUAGUGAAUGCAGGGUCCGGG